Messenger RNA from Candoia aspera, 3272 nucleotides. RefSeq names its product zinc finger protein OZF-like. The record is from RefSeq and is a predicted model, not a curated record. Gene Ontology annotation, biological process: regulation of transcription by RNA polymerase II. Gene Ontology annotation, cellular component: nucleus. Gene Ontology annotation, molecular function: RNA polymerase II cis-regulatory region sequence-specific DNA binding; DNA-binding transcription factor activity, RNA polymerase II-specific. Lineage: Eukaryota; Metazoa; Chordata; Lepidosauria; Squamata; Candoiidae.
AAAGGAUACCAAGAAGAGCCUUCUUGACAACUGAGAAUGACAAGCAGCAUUAAAAAGGAAAGAAAUCAAGCCAGCAAUCAAAUCUUUUCCACUUUCUCCAGAGAACCCCAAAACUCUUCUUCCCCAGCAGGUGACAGACAAGGGAGAGAAAAACAGGAAGAGAGUUUUGUGCUGGAAACAAUUGCAUAGGUGAAACUCAAAUAUUACAUAAAAGGGUCAAGCAGAUAAUUUCCAAAUUCAGAAAAAGAGAGAAAUAUCUGGAAGUCAUUGGGGAGGAAGAGGUCAUUUGGAUAGCCACGUAGGGCAGACAGUAAAAUAAGCCUCACCCUGUGAGGAAGGAAACAAUAGCUUGAAUCAAAGCACCACCAAACAAGAGGUCAGAAAUAGUUUUGAUCUCUUUGAGAACCCAAGAAUAUCAGUGGUGGAAAAGCCCCACAGACAUGUACGUUGUGGGAAAAGCACAGAUUACAGAUCACAGCUGAUUAUGCAUGAGAGGACCCACACCGGCAAUAAGCCCUACCAGUGUUCUCAAAGUGGCAGAAGCUUUAGCAAGCAUGCCAGCCUGGUCAAUCACAAGAGGACUCACACGACGGAGAAACUGUAUGAGUGUCCAGAUUGUGGGAAAAGUUUCAGCCAGAAUUCUGACCUGGUGAAACACCAGAGGAUUCACACGGGAGAGAAACCAUUUAAGUGCCCAGAUUGUGCGAAAAGUUUCAGUCAGAAUUCCAGCCUGGUGAAACAUCAGAGGACUCACACAGGAGAGAAACCAUAUGAGUGUCCGGAUUGUGGAAAAAGUUUCAGCCAGAAUUCCAGCCUGGUGAUGCACCAGAGUACUCACACAGGAGAGAAACCGUAUGAGUGUCCGGAUUGUGGGAAAAGUUUCAGUCAAAAUUCCAGUCUAGUGAUACACCAGAGGACUCACACAGGAGAGAAACCAUAUGAGUGUCCAGAUUGUGGAAAAAGUUUCAGUCGGAAUUCCAACCUGGUGAAUCACCAGAGGACUCACACAGGAGAGAAACCGUAUGAGUGUCCAGAUUGUGGGAAAAGUUUCAGUCAGAAUUCCAACAUGGUGAUACACCAGAGGACUCACACAGGAGAGAAACCGUAUGAGUGUUUGGAUUGUGGGAAAAGUUUCAGUCGGAAUUCCAACCUGGUGAACCACCAGAGGACUCACACUGGAGAGAAACCAUACGAAUGUCCAGAUUGUGGGAAAAGUUUCAGUCGGCAUUCCAACCUGGUGAACCACCAGAGGACUCACACGGGAGAGAAACCAUAUGAGUGUCCAGAUUGUGGGAAAAGUUUCAGUGAGAAUUCUAGCCUGGUGAACCACCAGAGGACUCACACGGGAGAGAAACCAUAUGAGUGUUUGGAUUGUGGGAAAAGUUUCAGUCAGAAUUCCAGCCUGGGGAAGCACCAGAGUACUCACACAGGAGAAAAACCGUAUGAGUGUCCAGAUUGUGGGAAAAUUUUCAGUCAGAAUUCCCACUUGGUGAGACACAAGAGGACUCACACAGGAGAGAAACCAUAUGAGUGUCCAGAUUCUGGAAAAAAAUUCAGUUGGAAGUCCGUUCUGGUGAUGCACCAGAGGACCCACACAGGAGAGAAACCAUAUGAGUAUCCAGUUUGUGGAAAAACUUUCAGUACUAAGUCUAUCCUAAUAAAUCAUGUAGGUUUAUACUCAGUGGAAAAACCAUUCAAAUGCCCAGACUGCGGACAGUGCUUUAUGCGAAGUGCCUCCCUAACAAAACAAGAAAAUCCACAUGAGGCAGAAAAUGAUGUGUGUAGAGAAGCCUUGAAUUUCAUUUAUGAUUUCCCAUUGAAAAUCCUGCUGAGAAAUUAACUAUUUAAUUUCUGGCCUGAUUCUUUUUAGUCAAAGAUUAGACAUGAGGGUAGAGGGAGAAAGUGGAAAGUGUUAUUUGAGAAAGACUAACUACACAUAUCUGGCUAUCAGCAGAACUUCCCAGUAAGCUGCUGCAGGUCCUAAAUGAUUCAUGAAAAAAAGAUAGGAGCAGUCAGAUUUUAUAAGAAUGUAUUUUAGAGACGUUUGUGGCAGUGACAAAUGCCCUGUAAAGUUUCAGAUGGAAAGGCUGUUCUGCCUUGCAGCUGAACAUGAUGGAUAAGAGCUGUAGGAAUAUUGAGUUUAGGAAAAAAGGCAUUGUGGGUCUGAGCGUAGGAUCUCCAGGUGUAGGAACAGCCCCUGCUGUGAUUGUGUUUGCCUGGACGUGCCUGCUUGGUAGCCCUCGAUGGCUGUUGCUGAUAGCAGCGGCAAGAGGCUGACCCUUUUGUUACAUCCCCCUUGGUGGUGGAGAUGGGAGGAAAAAAUUCCGCAGUAGAAGGUGGUUCAUGUCUAGAAAUGGAUUGUGUAAGAACCAUUCAUGGCUUUUGAGAAGGAAAGAAACUGGGUGGUGUCAGCGUUGCUGUGAACGUGGGGCCAAGGUAAGGCAAAGCUCCCUUCCCAAGACAUGGGAGAUGCUUCCAUUUCUUUCUCUCCUCUUUCAGGGCCUUUUUUCCUGUUUUCGCCAAAAUUCAAUGGAGGAGCAUUAUUUGGAGCAGCUAAGUGGCAUUUUAGCUAUGCGGAUUAAUGAUCCUGAUUUUGCUGAGUUCACAAGACACCAAAGAAUUCAAGGCUUGUUCAUUUUAGGAACCCAAUUCAGAGAUCAGGUUAUAAUACUUUUUUUCCCUAGUAGAUCCCUUUGCUUAUGAUCCCUUUGCAGAAGGACAGCCAACAGCCAGGACCAGGCCAGGGGUGGGGAGGAAGCAAGAGGUUCUUUUGUCCUGAGCCUCAAGCUUUAAGUGGCUUCAAAUGUAAACCUCUCCAAAGUUGUUUAACUUUAAAAUAUUCAAAUUACUUUUAAUCCUCUCUUCUUUCUUCUCUCUUGCUCUUUUUUGGUGCCGUAUUUUUGUGCACACCUGCUAUGACGUCCCAUUUUAUUAUGGGUAGUUGCUGCAAAUGCUUCUUUCCUUAAGGAUUUAUUUUGUAAGUUUGUCAUUUUGGGGGCAUUGCCCACUCUUAGGCUAUAUCCUCUUGGAUAUGGAUGCUGUCAGUGCAUUUACAGAAAGAUCCAUCUUGCAGUCGGGACUUUUCUCUUAGAAGAUAGAGAUACAGAAGCCCUGCUCAGGACCGCCAGUAUCUUGUUCUCAUCCCGUUCUUGAAUUUCUCCCCAUAGUUAGUGGUUGGCUCUUAGUAUUAACUGAAGAUAUAUCAAUUCUGUUCAAUAUAUACUCUGCAUGUGUGUUCCCUUCCUGUGAGUAAACAAAUGUGUUUCCUCCUC